Molecule: messenger RNA, 2823 nt
Organism: Fusarium oxysporum Fo47
Lineage: Eukaryota; Fungi; Ascomycota; Sordariomycetes; Hypocreales; Nectriaceae
Exons: 5
Coding region: 379-2733 (784 amino acids)
Source: RefSeq, a predicted model, not a curated record
GGGAACGAUAAGAGGGGGAGGGCAUGUACUAUAUACCUGCGUGACCCCUGGCGCGCAGAUCCUCAGCACGUGCCGGGGCACUACAGAGAAAGACAUACGUCCCCCUUUCGGUCACCCUCCAUCAGCGACCCAGCGGUGUCUAUUUUCAACAUCCCUUUGUGUUCUCUAUGUCUCCUGCUGCCCACAUGCUGACCACGUCGAGGCCAUUACUUGCCGCUGGGGUGUCGACCCUGGUGGGCAUACCAUGGACUUCUUUGACCAUAAAUGGCGGUAGCGACCACCUUUGUCUCCCUCUCCUUCCUCUCCUCACGCUCAUUCCCUUUCUCGCGCUGUUCUUGAUCACCAGUUGCUCACGUUCGUUGACUGCCAAACAACCCGAUGACUACCAGCGCGACUACAGCCGGAAAUGGUCUGCACCAAAACCAUGCAUCUUUUCUCGAACGCUUCAAUGCCCGACAAGCACAAAAUCGAGCCGCAAAGCAGAAACCCACGCUCUCGGUGGAAGAGCACGCUGCGCACAGGGCACAGCUAGGCAAAGUCCGAUUCAUCAAGCCCAGAUACUCUGAGCAAACCGAGAUCAACGUUAGCGGCAUCUUCAAUAAAUGGAGACGGUACUGCGCUGACAUGAAAGUUGGCGAGUGGAAGGCGACGCUCGAGAACCUUGACCGCGGAACGACGCAGGACUUCCUCCUCUACAUCUGCGAGCGCUACAAAAUCACAUCAUGGGGCAGCGGACACGAGUACAUUCGCCAGUUCCAACAGCUUUAUACGACGAUAAAUGGCCAGUAUAUGGAUCGGAACGACACCAAGGAAGUGUACAAGUAUUAUCGCAGUGUACUCGUGCCCCGCUUCGGACACCGAGCGCCGAACAUCGAUGGUAAGCCGGUACUCAAUGUCGACAACCUACGAGUCAUCCUGACGUUCAAUAUCGGAUACGAUACAUCUGUCUUCCCUGGCGAACGUCACCGCAUCAACCUCGCUGGCUGCUAUCAGCUCCUGUGCUAUACGGGUGCGCGGCCGGCCGAGCUGGUAGAUGGUGAGCGACAGAAGCCAAAGGACGGCUCCAUCCAAGAACUCUUUGGCCAGAGUGCAGUUCAGUCGUCCUCUUCGGAGAGCAGUGAAGAUCAGGAUGGCCCUACGGAUGAACAAUCCAAAGUGCUCCACAGUCUUCUCUGCCAAGAAACCGUGGGACGUGGGCGUCCCAAGGCCCUGUGCUACGAGGAUAUCCAGAUGAUGAUCGUUCGACACCCGGCCACUGGACGAUGCAUGCCAGCCAUGGCCAUCAAGUUCGUUCAUCAUAAAGGCGCUGACAACAAGCCCAAGCCUACCAUCUUCUACUUCACACCCACAAGAAAGCUGCUCUUCUGCGCUGUUUCCACGAUUCUUUCUCUCGCUCUCCACGACAAUGCAUUCGAUGCUCCGAGCUUGACAGAUGCAGCCGUCAUAUUCAGAUCACGGCCACCGCGCUUCAAGCACUGCAUCCCGCUCCGAUGGAAGAAGUCUAUGUUAAAGACCCCAGUCUUUCGCCGAUAUCGUGGCACGGAACUCUCAGCUGAUGAGGCGAUGCUGUACUCCAAGCUCAGAGAUGACAUAGGUCAGCAGAGCCUCGACUCGGGACAUGAAAGGAAAUGGACACCUCGCUUCGCUAGGAGAGGCGCUGGAAACGCAGCUAAUGGAGACGCACCCGACUCCGUCCGCGACCAGAUGAUGCGCCAAGAUCCCCGAUUUAUGACUUUUCAAAGUGCGUACCUCAACGAGAUUGCGAAUUUCGACCUCCAAAACGCGUUCCUAGAAGAAGAGAAGGAGAGCCAGCUGUUCCGGCUGUUCGCACACGUCAGCCUUAUGCGCGAUCCUCGAGCUACGGCAGACAUGGUGCCCGACGAGGUCUGGGCUAACCUGGCACCAGACCCGGAAAUUGUCGAGCUCGAGGAACAGCGUGCACGAUUGAAGCAGGGCAAUUAUCGCAUCGAAGGUCAUGGGAAUGAGGAAGAAAUCCGACGGCUCACCAACAAAAUCCGCACGAAGAGAGCGUACCGCGAAAGGCAGGUCGUUAAAGAAUACCGCGAGGAUUAUUUCUACCACCGUCCCACUUGGGACAUUGAGCAGCAGGCACGGGGCGAGGAAGAGGAGGAGUACACAGAACCUGUCAUCGAUGUGCAUAUACCAGAACGCGACCGGCUAGCAAAUAUUCUUUGUCAUCAGCCGGAUGGCCUGACAGAGGAUCAGGUUCUCGAGCGAAGGAUCGAAGCAAUCCAACUCAUGGUGGCUCUGUGCGACAAACGCGAGACGGCCAAGCGCCAUCGCGUCCAGCAAAAUGUCAGGGCUCAACCGCACAUCAAAAUCGAACCUACCGAAGCGAGCAGUGAGCCUUCACCUAGUGUCAACCAGUUUCCUCUCCUCAUGCAACCCGGACAAUGCCCGGACUGCAUCGGUGACGAGCGGCUCUCUCUCGGAGAACGUACCUUUGCGUACUGCCGUCCGACCGUCAGGAACGACCACUUCGAUGACCAGCACUUGAUCGAGCGCGAGAGGGCACUGCAACGUGGCGAGAAGAUGGUGUGUACACACCCUACUUGUCGCACCCAAAACCAAGGUCAAAAUCUCGAAUUUCAUACCAUGGACCAUUUUCGGGCCCAUGUGCAGACGAUUCAUCGUGUGACGCUACGAUCAUCGUGCCAAGUGGAGCAAAGGCGGUUGCGCAAGCUCAGGCGUCGGAAGAUGGUUAAAGAAUAACCAGCAUGACAAGUUGGGAGCAAUAGAUACAGUCAAUCACAGUGAAAGAUAGAAAGUUAGGGUAGCUCAAUUCAAUCUGGUUGAACCCUA